AUGGAUCCUUCUGUGUAUGAGGCCGCAGAAUCGGGCGAUGUUGGUUUUUUCAGAAGAGCUAGACAUGGUGAUGUAUCAGUUCUCCAUCAGAAAACCCCCGCUCACAAAAAUAUUUUUCAUAUUGCAGCUGAAUACAAACAAUUACAUUUCUUCAGAGAUGUCCUAUUUGAUGAUCAAUCCUUGCUGUUUUGGGCUGACAAUAAGAAGGGCAACACUCCUCUCCACGUAGCUGCGAGAGUAGGCUGUGAUGAAGUUGUACAGUUCCUCAUUGAACACGCAAAGAAACUUCUGCAUAUGGAACGAGCUGACGAGGAAAGAGGACCAAAUGGUGAAGCUAACAAACUACUUCGAAUCACUAAUUUGCAAGGAGAUACAGCAUUUCAUGUUGCUGCCAAAUAG
Messenger RNA from Prunus avium (sweet cherry), 399 nucleotides. RefSeq names its product protein ACCELERATED CELL DEATH 6-like. Lineage: Eukaryota; Viridiplantae; Streptophyta; Magnoliopsida; Rosales; Rosaceae. Gene Ontology annotation, molecular function: protein binding. The record is from RefSeq and is a predicted model, not a curated record.